AUGGACACGACGGAGUCAAUUAGGCUCCGAAUUAAAUGUCUUGCUGUCGGUUUCUUCUGCCUCUUCGCAGCUUACAAGGCCUCGGAGCAGCUGCAGACUACGGUUAACAGAUCGUCAGGCUAUGUAUGCCUGCUCGUGAUAUACUCGUGUCUGGCCAUCAGCUCCCUUGUCGCUCCGUGGAUUGUUGCAAAAGUUGGUACCAAAACUUUGCUUUGGACCAGCAGCUUGCCGUACGUGGUGAUCACGGCUUCUUACUUGCUGCCCAAGAAUGAGAUGCUCCUGUCCAUCUCCUGCUAUGCCGUCGGCAUUGCAGCCUCUACCCUGUGGACAAGCCAGGGAGAAUACGUGGGGAAAUGCUCUCUGCUCAUGAGCCAACGCACCGGUGUUGCACUCACCGACUGUACAUCAGACCUGAACGCGACCUUCUUCGCCAUCUUCUCGGCCUCCGGGGCUCUCUCGCUGCUCUUUGCAUCCGUCGUCAUGAGCGUGCUAGACAACUCGCUGACCAUCUUGUUCACAGUGCUGACGAUCUUGGGGGUUGUUGGAGUGAUAUUGCUGGCUUUGCUCCCAUCCCCUGAGUCCAACCAUUCUCUCGAUGUCGCUGAGUUGCUGAAGAGUUUUGCCACUGCGAGCAAGAGACAGGAAACAGUCGAGGCCGGCCAAUCAGAGCCGGAAGACAAGAAGGGGAUCCUUGCUCUUGGACCGGCGGACGCACAGUUGGAGGCUCCCAUCAUUGAUGGUGGAGCGGAUAGUGCGAAGUUGCCAAAUGCUCAGCUGCCAGAUCUUCACUUCAUGAUCCGAUUUCUGACGAGGGACCUCCGGAUGCGGUACAUCAUACCAGUAAUGCUCGUAGAUGGAGCAAGAAUGGGAUUCUUCAUCGGAGCAUUCAUGGAGAAAGUGGUUUCAGGGCUCCUUGGAGUCACAUACGUAGCUACAGUCGGCUUCAUCUCGAGCCUGGCUCUUUGGUUUGCAUUCUACGCAAUCUGGUGUCAGAGAAGGAUAGUUGAAGGAACUGGACGGGUGGUGGAUAAGCCGCAGGUGCAGCUGGGAAACGUUGCUACUGGAGAGGAGGGAGUGGACUCGCAGCAGGUCCCCGGCACCAUGUCGGACGUUGUCAUCAUCCUCUCUGGAUGCAUCGUCAACGCCAUUAUGGAGCCGGUGUGGAAUGGUUUCUUGCGAGCGACGCUUCAGGUCUACUUCUGCGACUCAAUAGAGCUGCCCUGUGCCAUGUCUUCGUUCUUCGUCUUCACGUCGAUUGGUUUUGCGAUUCAACAAGGGAUCAGCCUUGUCUUUUCAGGGCAGCUUGUCGCUCAGUGUGUCUUUCUUUUAUUCUUCUCCAUCGCAGCAGGAACGCACCGAAAGCCUUGA
Guillardia theta CCMP2712 is the source of this 1368-nucleotide messenger RNA. RefSeq lists its product as hypothetical. Lineage: Eukaryota; Cryptophyceae; Pyrenomonadales; Geminigeraceae. The record is from RefSeq and is a predicted model, not a curated record. The transcript is spliced from 8 exons. The coding region runs from base 1 to 1368 and encodes 455 amino acids.